CGACGAGAAUUUAAUCACUUUCUCUCGCUUUUCCGUAUUCCACUAUUUUUUUUUUUUCUCUGAUUACAUGAAUCGAUUUCUUCACAGAUUCCACGGAAAUUUUGGAUAGCUGGAGCAAAACCCAUCGAUUUCGUCUUCAGGUCCUCCUCACCUCAGGGAAUGGAAAACCCAGAAACCCUAGCAGAGGGCAGAGUAGUUAAAGCUCAAAUCUUAGAAGAAGAGACCAUCAAAGUUGGAUCUAGGGUUUCGAAUGAGACCCUGACUGGAUCACAGUUGCUUUCGGAGGUUCCAUUGGACAGAGUUGAAGGGAAUGGUAUUAGGGUUUCAGUUGCUGCUAGUGGAGAGGUGGUUCCGGUAGAACUCGACAAGAAAGAGAAAGAUGGAACUUUGGGAGGUCAUGCGCUCGGGGAUGGUGGAAGUCGGAUGGCAGCAGCUUCUUCAGAGUUGCAAGAGAAUGGGAAGAAGAUUGUGAAGGGAAAUGUUACUGUUGCAGUGGACGGUUCAGCUGUUAAUGAUAAGGACAGUGGUGGUGCCCAGACAUUGCCGGAAACGGUGUUAAAAAAGGAAGGCUCUUCGUGUUUCAACGGUGGUGACUCUGCUACGAAGAUUAAAGUUUCAGGGGACGGUUCACCAAAGCAGAAAGGGGGCUUGUUAUCUGAUAAUGGUGAGGGCAAUCCGGAUGACGAGGUUUCAGGAAUUUCUGUUCACAUGGUGGAGACCAAGAAGAGUAACAGUGUAGUAGGCAAGGAAGAAAAAGAAGAAGUGGAUGAAGGGGAAGAAGAGGAGGAGGUAGCCAAUGAUGAAGAUCAUGAGUUCUCUAUUGGUGAUUUUGUGUGGGGCAAAAUUAAAAGUCACCCGUGGUGGCCUGGGCAGAUCUAUGAUUCUUCAGAUGCUUCGAAGUAUGCUGCACAGUUCCAUCGGAGGAACCGCCUCCUGGUGGCGUACUUUGGCGAUGGCACCUUUGCUUGGUGUUAUCCGUCUCAGUUAAAGCCUUUUAAGGAGAACUUUGAACUUAUGUCAAAUCAAAGCAAUUCUAAGAGUUUCCUUAAUGCUGUCGAGGCAGCUGUGGAUGAGAUAGGCAGGCGUGUAGAGUUGGAGAUGACCUGCACUUGUGUACCAGAGGAAUUACGAAACCGAAUUGCAAGACCAUUGUCUGUGAAUGCUGGAAUCAGGGAAGGAGUAGUUGUACCAGGCGGCGGGAUUGGUGAACUCACGAUCACUCUCUACAAACCUGCAGAAUUGCUUGCCCUUCUAAGGGAUUUUGCAGAGGUUGUUUCAGUGAAUAGUAUAAUGGAGCUUAUGGUGUUACGCAGCUGUUUGUCGGCCUUCUUUCGUGCUAAAGGUUACGCGCAAUUGCCCAUGUACUAUGAAGCGGAGGAUGUCACUGGUCCUGAAGACUUUGCUGUAAAUAAUGAAAUGGAUAAAACCAUUGUAGAUGAUCUCACGGGGGAAUCAAUCCUGCACCCAGCUAAAGCAGACCAGCUUUCAUCACCAGUAGGUCAUGGGGUCAGCAAACCAUGCCAAACCUCAUCUCUGAGGUGGCCAGGUAUUUCUGAUGAUAAGUUACAUCAGAGAAAGAAGCAGAAAAGCAUGGCUGAGCUUUUGGCAGGGGAUGUCGAUCUCGAGUGCCGGAAUGGUGAGAGUGAUGCUGCUGGGGAAAUUUUCUCAGGUAAACCGGUAUCAGCCUCAAAGAAAGAGAGGAAGGACUCUGAAUAUGACAUUAGUAUAGGAGCAGAAGAUUCAGCUGGUGAUUAUUCGGGUCUUCAAACUAAGAAGCUGAACAAAAGUAAGCUUUUAGUAUCUCCUCCAACUGCAGACAAGAAAAGCUCCAGCAUUAACAACGAUGACAGAGGGGCUGAAUCAGCUGCAGUGAGCUCUUCCCCCAGGGUGAGGAAGAAGAGCAAGUACUUGUCACCUCCCUACACGGACCUAAUCUGGGGAAACAAAAUCUUGAAUUCUUCAAAGGAUUCUGAAACAGUCUCUCCAAAGGCUAAAAUGGUUUCCUCUACAGGGGAUUUCACCAGCCGGGAUGAAGAUCAGCUUACUGAAACCCCUCCAAUUGUAAAGUGUAGUAGUCAGACUUCUCAGAAGAAGUCCUCUAAGGAGAGUGGUGUUCGACACAAUGCGUCUAGUUACUCGAGCCCUCGAACACCUAACAGUGUCAAUUACAAGAAUAUUUUCAUGGAAGACGAUGCAUUUACAGAUGAAAUGUUUUCAGACUUCCUUACCAUAGCAUUGGAUCCUUUUUAUCUAGAGGGGAGUCAACGUUUUGAUACAUUCAAGGGUUUCUUUUCCAGAUUUAGGAGCUCUGUAUAUUGGAAUGAAUCUAAUUCUAUGACAGACAGUGAUCAGCUAGUUGUUCAAAGUGGUAGAGUAAUGAAGUCCUUGGAGAGUAAUCCAGGUUCAUCUGGGCAAGCUUCUCAGGCAAUUGAUCAAGGUGGUAGAAAAAGGAAGUCCUUGGAGGGUAAUCCAGAUUCAUUUGUGCCAGCUUCCCAGGCAGCUGAUCAAGGUAUUAGAAGAAAGAAGUCCUCAGAGAGUAAGACAGGUUCAUCUGGGCGAGCUUCCCAGGCAGCUGGUCAAGGUGUUAGAAGAAAGAAGUCCUCGGAGAGUAAGGCAGGUUCAUCUGGGCGAGCUUCCCAGGCAGGUGAUCAAAUUGGUAGAAAAAGGAAGUCCUUGGAGAAUAAUCCAGGUUCAUCUGUGCGAGCUUCCCUGGCAACUGAUCAAAGUGGUACAAAAAGCAAGUUAUUGGAGAGUAAUCCAGGUUCAUCUUUGCAAGCUUCCCUGGCAACUGAUCAAAGUGGAACAAAAAGCAAGUCCUUGGCGAGUAAUCCAGGUUCAUCUGGGCAAGCUUCCCAGGCAGCUGAUCAAAGUGGUACAAAAAGCAAGUCCUUGGAGAGUAAUCCAGAUUCAUCUGGGCGAGCUUCCCAGGAAGCUGAUCAAAUUGAUACAAAAAGCAAGUCCUUGCAGCAGAGUAAUCCAGAUUCAUCUAGGCAAGCUUCCGAGGCAGCUGAUCAAAGUGGUACAAAAAGCAAGUCCUUGGAGAGUAAUCCAGAUUCAUCUAGGCAAGCUUCUGAGGCAGCUGAUCAAAGUGGUGCAAAAAGGAAAUCCUUGGAGAGUAAUCCAGAUUCAUCUGGGCGAGCUUCCCAGGCAGCUGAUCAAAGUGGUAAAAAAAGGAAGUCCUUGGGGGUAAGUCCAGGUUCAUCUGGGCGAGCUUCCCAGGCAACUGAUCAAAGUGGUAAACAAGCACCCCGGCCAAGUGAUCAAAGUGGUAGAAAAAGGAAGUCCUUGGAGGGUAAUCCAGAUUCAACUGGGCGAGCAUCCCAAGCAACUGGCCAAAGGGGUAGAAAAAGGAAAUCCUUGGAGGGUAAUCCAGGUUCGUCUGGGCGAGCAUCCAAUGCAUCUGAUCAUCCAUCUCCUGGACCAAAAUCCAAAAGAAAGAAGAAAGCAACAGAGGAAGCAUUUUUACUGAAUGCCAAAAGUAAAUUGCAACAAGUUGAUGUCGCAUCAGGUUUGAAGAUUGAUCUAAAUAAGGAGGAAACCAAAGAUGAAUCUUCAGCAGCCGCUCUUCUCUUGACAUUUGCCCCGGGAUUCUCCUUACCUUCUAAGGAUGAUAUGAUCACGAUAUUUGGUAGGUUUGGGUCUUUGAAUGAGAAAGAAACGGAAGUACUGGGAGAUUCAUAUUGUGCUCGUGUUGCCUUCAUGAGGAGCUCUGAUGCAGAAGAAGCCUUUAACAGUUCCCAAAAGGUCAGCCCCUUUGGACAUGCAGUGGUCAAUUACGGUCUCCACUAUUCAUCACCGAUUUCUGGGGUAUCUGUGCUUGAUGGGAGCUCACAUUUGCAUCCAACCCCUCUGCCCAUCGAAGGCAAUGAACCCUCAGCAUGCCCGUCUGCUUUGAGGCCACCGGCGGCCGGUGAAGCUCCGCCUCUUGUCUUUAUAAAACAAAAUCUUGAGAUGAUGACAUCUAUGCUGGAGCAAUCAGGAGACAAACUAUCACCAGAGGUGAAAUCAAACUUGGAGGGUGAGAUUAAAUGCCUCUUGAAUAAGUUAAGCACAAUGGAUGACUCUUCCUUGUCUUAGUUCAAUGUGUCUGUAUUAUAUGGAGCUAUUAUUGUCUUCAACCCAUCUUUUCUUUUAUUUAUUCCCAUUAGGCUACUGUUGAAUAGAGUUAGUAGGAAUCUAUGUUCCUUCCUUUGUAGGGUGACUAUAACAGGAAUGUACUUUAUGUAGGAAUACAAGCUUUGUUUCUUUGGGGUCGUUGAGCA
This is a messenger RNA of Macadamia integrifolia, 4262 nucleotides long. RefSeq lists its product as uncharacterized. The transcript has 2 exons. Lineage: Eukaryota; Viridiplantae; Streptophyta; Magnoliopsida; Proteales; Proteaceae. Bases 160 to 4077 code for a protein of 1305 amino acids. The record is from RefSeq and is a predicted model, not a curated record.